UCAACCUCCUUAGCAGAACUAUUGAGGCCACUUGAGUGUUAUGGAUCGGAAGAAGCCUUAUAUGGUUCUGAUCUUCAUACAAUUAAUAUAUACUGGGAUGUAUGUGAUCUCCAAGGCUGCAUUUGACAAUGGUCUGAACUCAUAUGUGUUCGUCUUCUACCGACAAGUGGCCGCCUCCAUGCUGCUGGUGCCGCUUGCCAUUAUUUUUGAGAGGAAAAGUGCUCCACCGCUAUCAUUCCUUGUAUUGCUCAAGAUCUUCAUGCAUGCAUUGGUGGGGAUUACACUGAGUUUGAACAUAUAUAACAUCGGGCUGAUAUACACGUCGGCGACGGUGGCCUCUGCAACAACAAACUCGGUACCGGUGAUCACCUUCUUCUUAGCCGUUCUACUCCGAAUGGAAAGAGUCAACCUGAAGAGCCUCACAGGAGUAGCUAAGGCCUCAGGUGUAGCACUUUGCUUGGCUGGAGUCAUGACCAUCGCCUUCUACACAGGUCCUCAUCUAAAUCCCUUGACCCAUUAUCACCCCUUCGGCCACAAAACAAGCUCCACCAGCAUUGGUCAUGCCCAUUCAAAGCAGAACUGGAUAAAAGGAUCCUUCAUCAUGGUCGCUUCCAACAUACUUUGGUCUCUUUGGCUUGUUCUCCAGGGAAUUGUAUUAAAAGAGUACCCUUCGAAGCUUCUUCUCACAACUCUCCAAUGCUCGUUUAGCUCAGUUCAGUCUUUCAUUGUUGCCAUGGUAUUUGAGAGAGACACCUCGAGAUGGAAGCUAAGAUUAGAUACAGGGCUGCUUGCUGUCUUAUAUUGUGGAUUUAUUGUUACUGGUGUUUCCUUCUACUUGCAAACUUGGUGCAUUGAGAAGGAGGGCCCCGUUUUCCUAGCCAUGUCCACCCCACUGGCCCUUAUUUUCACCAUAAUUUGUUCAUCAUGUUUCUUAGGCGAGCUGAUUCAUUUGGGAAGUGUUCUAGGUGGAGUUUUGAUGGUAGCAGGCCUCUAUAGUGUUCUCUGGGGAAAGAGCAAGGAGAAUGUGGUAUGUGAGCCAGUGAAUGAAGAUGGAAAGGAUAGCGUUGAAGAGAGAGGAGCCACAUCACCGUUUCACCGAGUCUGAACUUAUUUUAUAUGCCAAUACCAGGACUCCUAAGUCCAUAUAUGCUUGCAAUCUAUUAUGUUUUGUAAUUUUAUAUCAUGUAAGCUCUUUUAUGACUUGUGGUGCUACUUCAGUGGUAUGGUAAUUUAGAAAAAAAAAUAGCUAUUGAUAUUUUUUAAAGCCAUAUAUCAAUAUCGAACCUACUAUAUUACCUCAUUCAAUGCUUGUAACAUCAUGUAGUUAGCAGCAUCAUGAA
This is a messenger RNA of Elaeis guineensis (African oil palm), 1340 nucleotides long. Its product is annotated as WAT1-related protein At5g64700. The record is from RefSeq and is a predicted model, not a curated record. Gene Ontology annotation, molecular function: transmembrane transporter activity. Gene Ontology annotation, cellular component: membrane. NCBI's taxonomy places the organism in Eukaryota, Viridiplantae, Streptophyta, Magnoliopsida, Arecales, Arecaceae.